Messenger RNA from Oryzias melastigma (Indian medaka), 1940 nucleotides. It is a transcript of the gene prkn, whose product is annotated as parkin RBR E3 ubiquitin protein ligase. Bases 366 to 1748 code for a protein of 460 amino acids. Gene Ontology annotation, cellular component: endoplasmic reticulum; cytoplasm; Golgi apparatus. Gene Ontology annotation, biological process: protein polyubiquitination; autophagy of mitochondrion; regulation of mitochondrion organization. The record is from RefSeq and is a predicted model, not a curated record. Gene Ontology annotation, molecular function: ubiquitin conjugating enzyme binding; ubiquitin protein ligase activity; zinc ion binding. The transcript is spliced from 11 exons. Lineage: Eukaryota; Metazoa; Chordata; Actinopteri; Beloniformes; Adrianichthyidae.
UCAUAUAGUGAGUAAAUUAAAGUAGGAUAGAAAAGCAGAGUUUACAUCUUAAGUUAUUUUAUUUUGAUGACUAAUUUCAAGACAUGCCUUCUGUUCUUUUGAAGAAGUGAUUGAUUGACAAUAUAACAGUUCGGCCUCCAUCAUAAAUAAAGAUAACGUACGAUUUUUUUUGGGUUGAAAAUUUAGCAAGUACAACGAAUAACAUGUCUAAAUUGUGUAGGUAUUUUAUGUAUUAUUAUUAUAUUUUGCAGGUAUUUUAUUUUGUUUUUUAAGUGUUUGCGUCGAUACGUACAGCGGACUGACGUCCCGAACGUCAGAGGAAAAAGUACUACAACUCCCAGAAUGCUCCGCGAACGACAAGGCGAAUGAUCGUGUUCGUGCGCUACAACCUUGGCCCCGGCGUGGCCGUGGAGCUGCAGGAGGGGGCGAGUGUGGCCGAGCUGAAGGAGGUGGUGGGGGGUCAGCAGGGCGUCCCCCCGGAGCAGCUCCGGGUGCUUUUUGCUGGAAGGGAGCUGCAGAGCACCUCCUCUCUGCAGAGCUGUGACCUUCCAGAACAGAGCACCGUUCACGUGGUCCCUCCCCCUUCGAGAUCGUCCUCCUCCCAGCCUCUACCCCUUCAGGAGGAGUCUCCACCCCGUGGCGGCGAGGAGGAGCCAGAGAGCCUGACGAGGCUGGACCUGAGCUCCUCUCGCCUCCCCACCCCCCCUGCAGACAUUACAGGAGAGAUGGGAGAUGGUGGACCGAGAUCACAGGAAGAGGCUGGACCUGCACCUGGGACAAGUAUGCGUAGCCGCAGUUCUUUCUUCGUUUAUUGUAAAAGCUGCAGAUCCAUCCAGCCUGGAAAGCUGCGGGUCCGAUGCCGGAGCUGUAAACAGACAGCUCUCACGCUGAGCAGGGGACCGUCUUGCUGGGAUGAUGUCCUAAUUCCUGGACGUAUCCGUGGUAACUGCCAGUCGGAAGGAUGCUACGGCGAUGAAGCGGAGUUUUACAUGAAGUGUGCGUCUCAUCCAACAUCCGACGACGACCUCUCUGUGGCUCUGGACCUCAUCAUGAUCAACAGCAAACAUGUCCCCUGCAUCGCCUGCACCGACGUCAUGGACGUGGUUCUGGUCUUCCAGUGCUCAGAGCGCCAUGUCAUUUGUCUGGACUGUUUCCGUCUGUACUGUCAGAGCCGCCUGAAUGAGCGACAGUUUGUCCACCACGCUGCGGUUGGAUACUCUCUGCCGUGUGCAGCCGGCUGUGAGGACUCGCUGAUCAAAGAGCUGCACCACUUCAGAGCUCUGGGUGACGAGCAGUACACGCGGUACCAGCAGUAUGCGACCGAGGAGUGCCUCCUGAAGAUGGGCGGACUCCUGUGUCCGGCGCCUGGCUGUGGGGCGGGGCUCCUCCCCUCUGACCUCAGCAGGAGGGUGGAGUGUGACCCCCAGCUGGGCUGUGGCUUCGUCUUCUGUAGAGAGUGCAGGGAGGCCUUCCAUCAGGGCGAGUGCAGGGCGCUCCAGGCCCUGCCUGUGGGGGAUGUGGAGCAGGAGUUCGUGGUGGACGAGGAGGCCUCUCGGCGGGGCCGCUGGGAGCAGGCGUCCCGGGUUCUCAUUCAGGAGACGACCAAGCCCUGCCCCAGUUGUUCCGUCCCCGUGGAGAGAAACGGCGGCUGCAUGCACAUGCACUGUGCUCUGUGCCAGGCGGACUGGUGCUGGCUCUGUGGCGUUCCCUGGAACAGGGAGUGCAUGGGGAACCACUGGUUUGGAUGAGAGGACCAGCUGUCCUGUAGGGGGCGCUGCAGAGACCUGCUCUUCUGAUGGAGUCAUUCUACAAAACCAACGUUGAGACACCAGUCAGCACCGAUAUGUGCUUCUGGUGAACGUUUGUUGGGCGGCAGGGUGGGGUACUGGUCGCCUUGCGGCAAGAGGGUUGUGGUUUGAAUCCCAGCUGGCUCCUCCCCA